CACCCGCCGGGCGAUGAACAUCGCGAGGAGAAGAGGAUUUUCUAGGCAAGAAGUGAACAAAACCGUGUGGGAGCUGCCCAGGAGAUACACGAACAUCCACCCCGUGGGCUCCGGGGCCUACGGCUCCGUGUGUUCAGCCAUAGACAAGAAGACAGGUGAAAAAGUGGCCAUCAAGAAGCUGUGUCGCCCCUUCCAGUCGGAGACCUUUGCCAAGAGGGCGUACAGGGAGCUCAUGCUGCUGAAGCACAUGCAGCAUGAAAACGUCAUUGGGCUGCUUGAUGUCUUCACAUCUGCCUCCUCCUACCAUGAAUUCCAGGACUUCUACCUGGUGAUGCCCUACAUGCGGACAGAUUUGCAAAAGAUCAUGGGCCAUGAAUUCAGUGAUGAAAAGAUCCAGUACCUGGUCUACCAAAUGCUGAAAGGGCUGAAGUACAUUCAUUCUGCUGGAAUCAUUCACCGGGACCUGAAGCCAGGAAAUCUGGCUGUGAAUGAAGAUUGUCAGCUAAAGAUUUUAGACUUUGGCUUGGCAAGGCACGCGGAUGCUGAAAUGACAGGCUACGUGGUGACGCGCUGGUACAGAGCACCAGAAGUCAUUCUCAACUGGAUGCAUUACAACCAGACAGUGGAUAUCUGGUCUAUUGGCUGUAUCAUGGCAGAAAUGCUGACCGGGAAACCGUUUUUUAAAGGAAAAGAUUACCUGGAUCAGCUGACUCAGAUCCUGAAAGUAACAGGGUAUCCUGGAGAAGAUUUUGUGGAGAAGCUGGAAGACAAAGCGGCUAAAAGUUAUAUCAAGUCGCUUCCAAAAAUUCCCAAGAAGGACUUGUCUGUGCUUUUCCCCAAAGCCAAUCCUCAGGCAGUGGACCUGCUCGACAAGAUGUUGCAGCUAGAUGUGGGGAAGCGCCUUACGGCCACGGAAGCUUUGGCUCACCCCUAUUUUGAUCAGUUCCGAGACAUUGAGGAGGAGACAGAAGCCCAACAGUCCUACGAUGAUUCUUUGGAACAUGAGAAACUUUCAAUAGACGAGUGGAGAAAGCACAUUUACAAGGAGAUCUUGUCCUUCAGUCCGAUUGCACGGAAGGACUCAAAGAGGCGAAGUGGAAUGUCAUUAUAGCAGUGAAGCAGCUGUGACUGGAAUACAUUUCUGGUGCUGGAUGACAGAUGGGAUUUGCACCGCACUGCCUUGCUCUUAGUCAUCU
Tinamus guttatus (white-throated tinamou) is the source of this 1196-nucleotide messenger RNA. It is a transcript of the gene MAPK13, whose product is annotated as mitogen-activated protein kinase 13. The record is from RefSeq and is a predicted model, not a curated record. Gene Ontology annotation, molecular function: ATP binding; MAP kinase activity. Gene Ontology annotation, biological process: protein phosphorylation; MAPK cascade. Lineage: Eukaryota; Metazoa; Chordata; Aves; Tinamiformes; Tinamidae.